This is a messenger RNA of Heterocephalus glaber (naked mole-rat), 5112 nucleotides long. The record is from RefSeq and is a predicted model, not a curated record. NCBI's taxonomy places the organism in Eukaryota, Metazoa, Chordata, Mammalia, Rodentia, Bathyergidae.
CCGCCCUCCGUAGUAACCUCUGCGGGAGAGGGGGCGGGGCGUGGAGGGCCAGACCUGGAAGUUAGGGAAGUGAGUUCAAUCCGUAACUGGUCGCUGCGGGUUCUAGAGAGUCUGGUGGAAGUGUAGGUCAGCCCUGUAGAAAAGGCUGGGGAGGGAGCAUUCCGUAGGCGUCUACGUAGGAGGUUGUUGCUUUCCUGCAGUGGGAGAUACCGCAGGGGGUAGAGGGGAGCUCGUAGGAGUCCAUGGGGCGCCUGUAAAUGUGGUCAGUCUUUGUGGUCGGUCAUAAUGGGUUCUGGUUGUUAGUGAUUUAAAAAUCUGAACCUACCAGCAGCCAAGAGUCCUGAGGUCAGGGAUACGGGUCUUCGGGGGUCACUCGGUCUGUAGGACUCAAUGAUUGAGAAUUUGGGGUGGUGUUUGCCAGGGAAUAUGGCCCUUGGUUAGGGUUAUGGAUUAAGUGGGAGCUCCGUGACCCAGGAACUGUUAAGGGAGGUCCUGGCCAUUCUGGGAAGGGAUAAGAAGUGAAUGAAGAAGACUUCUAGGACCUACAUAUCAUUUCUGGAGACACCCUUCAUCAGUGACUGAGAUUAUUAGGGCAUCUACAGAAGAGACAGAGUAUCCCAGUUGACUCUUUUCCUAAAUAGAAGAAAAUGACCAAUGUACAGGAUGUCAAGGCAGCAAGCCAGAUGCAUUCUUCAGGUUGGAACAAGAAGAACCUUGGACAGUAGAUGAAAUGCACAGUCAUAUUUGUCCAGAAAAUGGCAAAGUUGGUAAUCAUCGGCAGGGUCACAUGAAAAAUCAAAGAAUGCUGAAGAAUAUGAAACAAUACUAUAAAGACAAUGCAUUUGGAAAUACUAUUCUUCAAAGCAAAAGUCAUUCUGUGUUACAUAUAAAAACUUUGAAGUCAAAUUUGGGUUUUGUCAACCAGAGCAAAAACUAUGAAAUUAAGAAUGCUACUAAAUUUAAGGAAAAUGUGGAGACAUUUAUGAAUGGCAAGUGUGAAGAAUUCCAUUCUGCAGUUAAAUUUCUUGUAAGUAGAAAACCCAUUAACAAGUCCCAAGUCAUUAAGCAUGAGAAAACUCAUGAAAUAGAGAAAAACCAUAUAUGCAGUGAAUGCGGGAAAGCCUUUGCCAAGAAAUCGCAGCUCCCUGAUCAUGACAGAAUUCACACAGGAGAGAAACCUUAUGGAUGCAAUAUGUGUGCAGAAGUAUUCCCAAGAAAGUCCAGGCUCAGUGAACAUCAGAGAAUCCAUAAGAGAACGUUCACAUGCAGUGAAUGUGGAAAAGUCUUCACCAUGAAGAGCCGUCUGAUUGAACAUCAAUGAAUUCACACUGGAGAGAAACCCUAUGUAUGCAGUGAGUGUGGAAAAGGGUUCCCAGGCAAGCGUAAUCUCAUUGUACAUCAGCGAAAUCAUACUGGAGAGAAGUCUUACAUAUGUAGUGAGUGUGGAAAAGGCUUCACUGGGAAAAGCAUGCUUAUCAUACAUAAGCGAACUCAUACAGGAGAGACGCCCUAUAUCUGCAGUGAAUGUGGGAAGGACUUCACCACAAAGCAUUAUGGCAUCAUACACCAACGAAAUCAUACAGGAGAGAAACCAUAUGUAUGCAAUGAAUGUGGGAAAGGCUUCACCAUAAAACGUCGUCUGGUUGAACAUCAAUGAAAUCAUACAGGAGAGAAGCCCUAUGUGUGCAGUGAAUGUGGAAAAGGAUUUGUUAGAAACAGUAAUCUCAUUGAACAUCAGAGAAAUCAUACUGUAGAGAAAUCAUAUGUAUGUAAUGAAUGUGGAAAAGGCUUCACUGUGAAGACUGCACUCAUCAUACAUCAGCGAACUCAUACAGGGGAGAAACCCUACAUUUGCAGUGAAUGUGGGAGAGGCUUCCCCUUGAAGAGUCGGCUGAGCAUACAUCAGCGAACCCAUACUGGAGAGAAACCUUACAAAUGUAGUGAAUACGGGAAAGGUUUCAUUGUUAAUAGUGAACUGAUGGUACAACAGCGAACUCAUACUGGAGAGAAACCUUAUGUAUGCAAUAAAUGUGGAAAAGGUUUUGCUUUUAAGAGCAAUCUUGUUGUACAUCAGCGAACUCACACUAGAGAGAAACCUUUUAUGUGCAGUGAAUGUGGAAAAGGCUUCACCAUGAAAUGUUAUCUCAUUGUACAUCAGCAAACUCAUAUAAGAGAAAUCCCAUAUAUGUAGUGAAUGUGGAAAAGGCUUUGUCAUGGAAACUGAGUUCAUUUUACAAAAGCAAGUUCAUACUGGAGAGAAACCAUAUGCAUGCAAUAAAUGUGGUAAAGGCUUCACUGUGAAAAACUGCCUAAUUGUUCAUCAAAUAAUUCAUACAGGAGAGAAACCCUUUAUUUGCAGUGAUUGUGGAAAAGCUUUCUCCUUAAAGAGAAAUCUCAUUGUAUAUCAGUGAACUCAUAAUGGAAUCAAACCCUAACAAUGCAAUGAAUAAUGCUCAUGCCUUCAGGAAGAAAGUAUGUCUUAUGCAACAUCAGAUAUUUCAUGUAGGAUAGACUUCUUUUAUGUAUAUUGAAUGUGGAAAAUUCUACUUGUACACUGUUGGUCUAAUUAUUCACCAGAGAAUUUAGACAAGAAUUUAAUCCAAUCACUGUGGGAAAAUCUUCAACAUGAAUUGUCUUCUAAUUCCUUGAUGCACCCAUUGUAAUCAAGAAACUAAUACUAGAGAGGAGACUAUGGAUUUAGCAGUUAGAGGUAACCUCAUUUAUCAAGUUUCAUUAAAAUACAACAGUAUACACAUGAGCGAUGUGUUAUGUCAGGGUACAUAAUCCUUUUCACAUAAUCUGAACCUAUUACAAGAAAACUCAUGUAGGGACAAACCAUAUUAGUACUUGAACUCAUUAUGUAUUAGUGUGCUAGUAUACAUGAAUUUAGUGUAGACCAGCCUAUUACUAGGUUUUUAUUAUUGGAGAUUAUGGAAUUUGCCCAGGAAUGAAAUUAAAUGUCUAUAGAAAAUGUAGUGCCUUCAGUGAUAAAGUCAUACUGUAUGUCAAAUGUGGGAAAACCCUCUGAUACAUUCAAAGUAGAAAAGUCUUGAAAAAUUUCUAAGUAAUAACAUGUCUAUAAAAGUGUAUGUGGAGAUACAGUACAUAUAAGUCAGGAGACUAAGAAUGCCUUGUAUGGGAAGAAAGACACUAUCUCCUUGGUGAUCAGAAUAGAUUAUCAGUGAGCUGAAACACAGUAGUGAUGUAAUGAUCAGAGAAACGCCUUUGCCCAGAAAUGAAAUCUUAGUAAUAUUUCACACCGAAGAAAUUUCAGAUGGCAAUGAAUAUGGCAGGAUUUCAGUGAUAUAUUCUGCCUCAUUAUUUAUCAUUAAGGCAUACAGAAAUAAAACUGGUAAGAACACACUAAAUGUGUAGUAACCAGCAAAAUGUCAGGAAUUCAUGGAAGUAAAGGAGCAUCAUGAAAACAAUGUAUUUUGAAGGGUUUUCCAUCACAAGGCUAAAGUUAUCACACACCUGAUAACUAUUUUGAAACACAGAAACUUUUCUAAAUGAUUCCACCAUUAAAAAUGGAUUGUUCUCAUAAUUGAUUAAAUUUUAAUGUUAUGUAAAAGGCAAGUGUAUUCUAUGCUCAUGUUGUAUCUUUAUAUCAUUAGCUUUUGCAUAUGUUAGGCUAAGAAUUUGUCUACUACUGAUAUACUUCAAAAGUACAUUAAAUUCGGCCAGGGAUUUAGCUCACUGGCACCGUGCCUGCCUGGCAAGUUCAAGGUCCUGAGUUUGAUCCCUGGUACCCCCCCCAAGUACAUUAAAUUCAUAAAUGUAGCUCAACAUAUUGGUGUUUAUCAAAGUUUAUAAGUAGUAUUAAGUAGCUGACAAAAAUACCUUAAAUGAUUUUACAGUUUUGACAUAAUUUUAGAUUCACAAGAAAUUACAAAAUAUAUGUUCUUUAGUACCCUUCACAUAGUUUCUUCAGUGAUGCUGUUUUAACCAUAAUAUGGUAUAUAAUUAAAACCAAUUAAAAUGACAGCACUUUUAUUGUUUUGGUGCUGAGGAUCAAACAGCAUUGGGCAUACUGUGUGCAUGCUCUCAUUAAGCAAUAGUCACAGUUAUAGAUCAGUUCUAAUUAAACUACAGACCUUUAGACCACUAGUUUUUCAAUGCAUCAGAUAGACAUGCUUUAUUUUUGUAUGUAUGUAGAAUUCUAAAAAAUUUUGUAAUGUACAGAUUUCUGUAAAUUCCACCAAAGUUAUGAACUAUACAAGAAAAUAUCCUGUUUUAUUACCUUUUAAUAUGCAAAUCUUCUCCCCACAACUUGAUCCUAUGCUAACUGCUGAUCAGUACUCAAGCAGUGUAAUUUUGUCGAGAAUGCUGUAAAAUUGGAAUCAUACAAUAGGCAACCUUUGAUAUAGGCCCCUUUUCACUCAGCAGAUUGUCUUUUAAGAUCCAUUCAAACUGCUGAAUGUAUAGUUUUUUGUUGUUACGGAGUAGUACUUUCUAUGGAUAUACCAUAGUUUUUUCUUUUUUUGUUUUUUCCAUUCACUGAUGAUAGACGUUUGGGUUGUUUUUAGUAUUUUGGUGUUUCAAAAAUGCUGUGGGAGACAUUUGGGUUGUUUUUAGUAUUUUGGUGUUUCAAAAAUGCUGUGAAUAUUGGUAUACCUAAUUUUGUGUGUACAUAAGUUUUUGUUUUUGUGGGAUAAACACCCAAGAGCACAACUGCUGGUUCAUAGGAUGUCUAACUUAGUAAGAAACUGCCAAACUUUUCCAUAGUGGCUGUACUAAUUUCCAUUCCCACCAGCAAUGGAUGAGCAUUCUGAUUGUUUGAUAGGAUCUUUCUAGCAAUUGGCACUAUUUUAGCCUUCCUAUUGAUCUAUGAUGGUAUGUAAUCAUUGUCUUAACACGUUCCCACUGGGUUGAAUCACUGGUAUACAUGCAUGAUAGUCCCAUCUUCUCAAUGGGAGAGUCAUAUAUGUACCACAGAUAGUUGAGAGCUGCCCACCAGCAAGACAUAGGAAUUACAGCCCCAUUGUGAUCACGUUAACUUACGUUUUGCUAACAACAAGUGAUGGUCAACACAUCUACAUCCAAUGAGAACCAUGUAAGAUAAAAUUACAGUUUUCACUCUCAACAACCAAAUACAAGUUUUAAAAGUCAAAA